Messenger RNA from Alternaria postmessia, 1782 nucleotides. RefSeq lists its product as uncharacterized. The record is from RefSeq and is a predicted model, not a curated record. The transcript is spliced from 3 exons. NCBI's taxonomy places the organism in Eukaryota, Fungi, Ascomycota, Dothideomycetes, Pleosporales, Pleosporaceae. The coding region runs from base 1 to 1782 and encodes 593 amino acids. Gene Ontology annotation, molecular function: acetylpyruvate hydrolase activity.
AUGGCUGCGUCCGAUCUAGCCAACGAGAACGUUUCGCUUACCAACUAUAUCUCCUAUCGAGAUACAUGUACUGGGCGGAGCCGCGUCGGACAUUACGACUUCGAUGACAAAACUAUCCAGCCUUUGGCCUUCAUAUCUGGAACUUUACUGAGCGAUCUCUAUCAAGUCGUCGAAGUUGGUGAGCUCAACGUUGUCGCCGCUGGCAAACCACUACCCGCUUCAUCGGUCAAGAUCCUUCCUCCCUUCCCAAGCCGAGACGUCCUUUGCGUAGGCAAGAACUACGCCGAACAUGCGAAGGAGUUCAACAGCUCUGGUUUUGAUAGCUCAGACAAAGUAGAUACUCCUUCGCAUCCUGUGAUCUUCACCAAACGUUACACGUCGAUCAUUGCAGACCGGGAGAAUGUCUACCCUCACCCAGAAUUCACGAAAACCGUUGACUAUGAGGGUGAGAUUGGUGUAGUCAUUGGUAGAGCCGGUUGCCGUAUCUCGGAAGCAGAUGCGAUGAGCCAUGUGUGGGGCUAUACUAUCGUGAACGACAUCACGGCGCGUGAGCGGCAGAGAGACCACAAGCAGUUUUACAUCGGCAAGUCGCCCGAUACGUUCUGCCCAAUGGGUCCAAUCGCUGUACCUGCGUCGAAAUUGGAAAGAAUACUGCGAAUUCAAACGCACAUAAACGGCGAGCUGCGACAAGACGCAACGACGGAAGAUCUGAUCUUCUCAAUUCCGUUUCUGAUCAAGACCAUGUCGGAAGGACAAACACUGAUGCCGGGCGACGUCCUUGCUACGGGUACUCCCGCCGGUGUUGGGAUUGGAAUGAAGCCCCCUGUCUAUCUCAAACCUGGAGACACUAUGGCUGUAUCGGUAACCGGUCUAGGUACUUUGACGAAUUGCAUUGGGAAUUUGGGAGACAACAGUCCUAUCGCGAGUCGCGUGGCGGAUGUUACCCACAUGCAUCGAAAAGAUCCGACCGGGAGCGUGGAUUCCAGACUAUUGGCAAAGGUCCAUGACAAGCCCGUCUAUUACAAGAAUCUGGGAAGUCGCUCAGGCCCUCCGGUCGUUUUUGUGCAUGGACUAGGAGGAAGCUCAGAGUAUUACAGACCACUCAUCCAUUCACUGGAUAUCACCAUGUCGCAUCAGCUAUGGGUAUUUGAUCUUGAGGGCCAUGGCCUAACACCAACAUCGCCACUCAGCAGACUCAGCAUCGAAUCCUUUGCCGCGGACCUGAGUGGCUUGUUCGAAGUAGAAGACAUCCCAUCUAACGCCACUAUCGUGGCGCACUCCAUAGGAUGCUUAGUCGCCGUAAAGUUCGCAUUAGCACAUCCGGAAAAGGUCGGAAAGUUGAUCCUGCUCGGUCCUCCGCUCACACCGCUCGAAGCCACCACUAUUGAUGCGUAUAAGCUAGCCGAUAGGGUGCGUGAAUCUGGAAUCGCAUGUGACAUCGACGAAAGGAUAAACCUGACUACAUCAAAGAAGACUAAGACGUCGAAUCCGCUGGCGAUGGCAGCAAUAAGGAUGCUGCUGCUUGGCCAGGAUCCUGAGGGCUACGCAAAAGCUUUGACAGCGCUUGGUGAUGCACAUGGUCUUGACUUCCCUGCAGUACAAGCAACCACUCUCUUUGUUACCGGAACCGAGGACUACCUCUCUCCGCCACAAUUGUGUGAGAAGUUCAAGGCAGAGAUGAAUGCAAAAGCGAGCCUGCGAGUCUUGGAGAAUGUGGGUCAUUGGCAUGUUUUCGAGGAUCUUGCAGGCGUGGCAGACGUUAUCAGGGACUUUGUCCAAUAG